GUGAAAAUCCACUUAAAAUUGUUCGUUCUCAAGGAACAUAUAUGUAUGAUCAAUUAGGCAAUAAAUAUUUAGAUUGUAUUAAUAAUGUUGCACAUGUUGGUCAUUGUCAUCCAUAUGUUAAUAAUCAAGUUUAUAAACAAAUGAGUGCAUGUGCAACAAAUAAUCGUUAUUUACAUGAUAAUACUGUUAUUCUUGCUGAAAGAAUUACUAAAACAUUACCAAAAGGUCUUGAACAAUUUUUUUAUACAAAUUCAGGAUCUGAAGCAAACGAUUUAGCAAUUCGUUUAGCUAGAGAAUAUACAGGAAAUUAUGAUAUUCUUGUACUUGAUAAUGCCUAUCAUGGUCAUUUACUAAGUCUUGUUGAAUUAUCUAGUUAUAUGUAUAAAAAAAUGAUGAAUCAACAGAAAAUGCCCGAGCAUAUUCAUGUCGUCCCAACACCUGAUGUUUAUCGAGGAAAAUUUCGUGAUAUUGAUUAUAAUAAUAAUGAAGUUAAAUUAUGUCAAUUAUAUUUUGAUGAAGUUCGUCGAAUAGUUGAAGAAGCUGAAUCACGUGGACGUCGUAUAGCAAUAUUUUUUCUUGAAACAUUACAAUCAUGUGGUGGACAAAUUAUUUAUCCAAAAGGAUAUCUUAGAAAAACAUUUGAUUAUCUUCAAUCAAAAGGUAUUCUGUGUCUUGCUGAUGAAGUACAAGCUGGUUUUGGUCGAUGUGGUACACAUUUUUGGUCAUUUCAAUCAUAUGAAGAAGAUCUUAUUCCUGAUUUUGUUACAUUAGGUAAAUCAAUGGGUAAUGGAUUUCCAAUUGCUGCAUUAGUAACUCGUAG
Molecule: messenger RNA, 820 nt
Organism: Rotaria sordida
Lineage: Eukaryota; Metazoa; Rotifera; Eurotatoria; Philodinida; Philodinidae
Source: the annotation of a GenBank genome assembly